AUGGGGCUUCUUACUCCCAUUGACAUCGCCGAUGAUGCUACCAUUCUUGCCCUUAUUAUUAAAGGGGGGAUCAUAGUAGCUGCCGGUUCUCCAGUUUGUAUGGGAAGUUCUUCAGCAUCUCAACCUGUGAAGAAAAUUAUCGAAAUUAAUCAAUAUACGCUUGUCACUGUGUCUGGAGGAGUUACUGGAGGAGUUGCAAGAGAUCUCUAUGACAAGUGCCGGCAGUAUGAAUUGGAAAAUAAGAGAAGGAUUUCAAUUGAAGUAGCGUCAGAACUACUUGCACAAAUUUCAUACUCCUAUGGUGAAAUGGGGUUACCUGUUGCGACCAUUAUUGCGGGAUGGGAUGAGAUGGGUCCUGGUCUUUAUCAUGUCGACAACAGGGUGUAUGGAACAAUGACGGGCACCCGUUUCUGUGUUGGAUCCGGGUCACCGCCUGCUUAUGGUGAAGUGGACAGGGGGUACUGCUACUCCAUGUCAAUUGAUGAAGCUGCAGAAUUGGCCCGACGAGCAAUUUAUCAUGCAACAUGUCGUGAUGGGGCUGCUGGCGGAGAUGCUAGCGUUUAUUAUGUGGGACCAAAUGGAUGGGAGAAAUUGUCCGGUGAUGAUAUUGUGGAACGUCAAAACCACUCCUUUCCCAUCACUCUGAACUCAAUGACUCCUACUGCUCACAACUCUGCUUUGGAUCCAGAUUCAGAUUCCCCUGACAACUCGAACCACAAGUUUGCUCAAUUCGGAGCUGGUCCCUUUUGGGGAGCGGAGCCUCGCUUUCAACGAUUGGCUGGUGUCAUUAAGACCGAAGUUGGAUACUCUCAAGGUCAUGUUCCAGAUCCGGACUACAUGUUGGUACACUCUGGGACCACUAACCACGUAGAGGUUGUUCGGGUCCAGUUUGACCCACAAGUGUGUUCCUACACAGAUCUUCUCUCCUGCUUUUGGUCUUGCCACGAUUCCACACCCGUCAAUUACGAAGGAAUUGCUGUGAAAACACAAUAUAGAUCAGGGAUAUACUACUAUAAUGAAACACAGGCUGAUUUAGCAAAGGAAUUAAAGGAAUCUAAAGAGAGAGAAGUAAAUAAAAAGAUAGCGACGGAGAUUCUUCCAGCAAAAAGAUUUUUCAUGGCGGAGGAAUACCACCAGCAAUGCAUCAAGAAAUUAUUUAGCGGCUUUGGCAGUGCUAGCCUCAAAAAAAUCUGGUCCGGAGAUGCAUAA
Molecule: messenger RNA, 1209 nt
Organism: Neltuma alba
Lineage: Eukaryota; Viridiplantae; Streptophyta; Magnoliopsida; Fabales; Fabaceae
Product: proteasome subunit beta type-5-A-like
Exons: 8
Coding region: 1-1209 (402 amino acids)
Biological process (GO): cellular response to oxidative stress
Cellular component (GO): proteasome core complex; cytoplasm
Molecular function (GO): threonine-type endopeptidase activity; peptide-methionine (S)-S-oxide reductase activity
Source: RefSeq, a predicted model, not a curated record